Culicoides brevitarsis is the source of this 1024-nucleotide messenger RNA. RefSeq names its product eukaryotic translation initiation factor 4H (gene eIF4H1). Bases 129 to 935 code for a protein of 268 amino acids. NCBI's taxonomy places the organism in Eukaryota, Metazoa, Arthropoda, Insecta, Diptera, Ceratopogonidae. The record is from RefSeq and is a predicted model, not a curated record. Gene Ontology annotation, molecular function: RNA binding. The transcript is spliced from 5 exons.
UUUACCGCAAUACGUCUUUUGAGCAAGCGAAAUAGCGAAAUUGUUUAUUGAACAUUUAAAUAGAACUACGGUCUGUAGAACGAUUCGGUUUUGUUAUUUUUUAAAGACUCGAAGAUAAGACUUUAAUUAUGUCAGGUAGAGGAGAAGGUAGCAGGGGUUAUGGAGAAAAGCAAAGAAAACCGCUCCCUACUGAGCCACCUUUUAUCGCUUUUGUUGGUAACUUACCACAAGGCCUCGUGCAAGGGGAUGUAACAAAGAUUUUUGACGGUUUUUGUAUAAAAAACGUACGUCUAGUGAAAGACCGAGAGACGGAUGAAUUUAAAGGAUUCUGUUAUGUUGAGUUUGAAACAGUAGAUCAUUUGAUGCGGGCUUUGGAUUUGGAUGGGCGAAUUCAAUUAGAUGAAAGCCCUGCACCAUUGAGAAUCGAUAUCGCUGAGUCUAAAAAACAUGAACGAGGUCCUAAUCGUAAUGGAAAACCAUUUCAUCGUUCGGCUAACGAUCGUCCUCAUGAUUUCUACAAUAAAGGUCAAUUUGAGGGACACCGGGACAAAGGUCAAUUCGAUGGUCGUAAUAAUGCGAACCGUGGAAGGUAUGGACAUUUUAAUGAUUCCGGUUCUCGCAAUGAUUGGGGAAAAAAAAAUACUGGAUAUGACAAAAAUACGCGUGAUUUUCAAUACAGAAAUAACAAAGACGAUGGCCAUUUCAGUGGUAAUCGUCAAUACCGGUCCUAUAAAAAUGAUAAUCCAAGAAAAAGUACUGAGGAACAACAGCCGAUUAGUGUGGAAGAUCGAGAUGCUGGACGACCUAAAUUGGUUUUACAACCAAGAACUGUGAAGGAACCAGUUAAUGCAUUAGCAGAGACAAAACAAGCUGCAGCAAUAUUCGGAAAUGCAAAACCAAGAGAAGAAAAAUCUUUACCAGACAAAACCACAUAAGAAACUUUAAGUUACUUGAAUGCUGGUAUAACAGCUUACAAAUAUUAUAUAAUUUUUCAGUAUAAUAAUAAAGUAUGUUUGAUUGUCGA